ACCACGCCUAUAAAAAUAUGGCGUCUGAUAAGCCAAGUCGAGAGCAGCAGAGUCCAGAAAUGAUAGCAUUUCAUUCUCAGUACAGUGCUCUGGCCGACACACUCUCUGGGAAUCAAUCAGUCAUCCUUCCAUUUGCUACUCAUCUCUACACUAACGAUAUAAUAGACAAGACGGUGCAUCAAAAUGUACAGGACUCGAGGAAUCCCCCAUACGAGAGGGCAGUCACCAUACUCUCUGCCAUCGAGUCAGUUAAAAUGAAGCUAUUGCCAGAGAAGACGUUCAGAGCAGUUGUGUUAGCCUUGAGAAAGAUUGAUUUAAGCAUGACGGCUAACAAACUUAUUGAAGCACUUGAGGCUAGUGGUGGUACAGUUCCCCCUGAUUUGGUUCCUCAACUUUCGCCCAACGAAAGUAGAACCUCUCUCCCUGGUGAUUCACAAUUACCAGUCCUUGAAGAUACUGAGCCUGAUAUUAAUGAUUUAAUGAAUUUUGUUGCAGUUCACAUAGUUGGAGAUCAAUGGAAGAUGUUAGCUAACAGUCUUGAUUUUGAUGAAGCAGAGAUUGAAUCAAUAGCUAUCAACAAUCAGGAUGAAGUGUUGGAGUGCUGCAGGGAUUUAUUCAACACCUGGAGGAGUAAGGCUUACCCUCCAUAUCUCUGGUCUGAGCUCCAGACUAGACUGUGCAGUCCUACUGUGAAGUUAAAUGCUGUAGCUCAAGAAAUACCAAAAAGGAGAGAGAAACAAAAGGAGAUGGAUAAGAAAUAUGAAAUUUACCAACACUUUGACUCACCAACGAUUGCAGUGCUAAUGCAAAAGGUAGGUUGUGAGGUCUCAGAUAAAUGGAGGGGGAUAGGGAGUGAGCUGGGACUGAGUCCAUCUACAUUGAGCACCAUUGGGAGAAAGCGUGGAGAUGAUACUCUCAAGAUUAUGGAAGUUUUCUCAAAAUGGCAGGCACAGCUAACUACUCCUAAUACCUGGUCUAGUGUAUUGAUUGCUCUCUCCUCUCCUCAGGUCAAAGAGAGGAAACUAGCUGACAUUAUUUGUAGUGAUUUGAAAAAAUAAUUGUUACUAUUUUUGUGUAAUCAUUAGUGUAUAGUGUCUCUGAGUGUAAGUUGACAAUUAAAAAUUUUAUUUUAUAAUUUUUACACUUAAAUUUAGUCAUAAUUGAAAAAGGAAA
Molecule: messenger RNA, 1173 nt
Organism: Amphimedon queenslandica
Lineage: Eukaryota; Metazoa; Porifera; Demospongiae; Haplosclerida; Niphatidae
Exons: 6
Coding region: 18-1058 (346 amino acids)
Biological process (GO): signal transduction
Molecular function (GO): protein binding
Source: RefSeq, a predicted model, not a curated record